Messenger RNA from Planococcus citri (citrus mealybug), 3210 nucleotides. Its product is annotated as cilia- and flagella-associated protein 58-like. The transcript has 19 exons. Gene Ontology annotation, cellular component: cytoskeleton. NCBI's taxonomy places the organism in Eukaryota, Metazoa, Arthropoda, Insecta, Hemiptera, Pseudococcidae. The coding region runs from base 277 to 2886 and encodes 869 amino acids. The record is from RefSeq and is a predicted model, not a curated record.
UCAGUCUUUCUUCUUCUACUCCACACUUCCACUUCUGAAACCUGAGUCAUGAAUUGAAAAAAAUGAAAAGUGAAAACUACAAGUUCUGAGAAAAAUAAGAAAUGUUCUAUGCAGUCAAGUCAAUGGAAAAUGAUGACAAAACCACGUGCCACCUUAUAGUUCGAAUUAAAGACAGCCGGUUCGAGGGUUUCUAUGGUUACAUUCAUCUCCGAUUGAAUAAUACUGAUAUUAUAUUACUAUUCGAGAUGAUGACAAAUUCUUCGUCAACUUUUCAUCAUGAAGAAAGUUCUCCAGAAACAAAGAUCAGCAUUGAAAUUCUUGGCAUCAGCCAGACCCUCAUAUCCCCAAGAAUCGAUUCCCAAAAAAAGCUUAUUGACGGUAAAUGAAUCGGAUAAUUUAUUUACCACACUGGAAGAAGAUUUCAACAACAUAUUGAAGAUGUUCCACACGACCGAGGGUGUGACUAAUCUGGAUAAAAAAUUACAAAAACUAUGGUCCUUGAUUUUGACUCUGAGGAAAAAUGAAGUCAUGCUGAGAGAUUUCUAUGAUCGAAAAGAUACUAAACCAUCUCCCUUAAGAUCAUCGAAAACUUUACCUUCAUUGAAGAAACACGAAUCUGUGAAAGUGGACGUCGAAGAUGUUGAUAAAGGCGACCUUUUGACUGCUGAAAUGAAACCUGAUUCUUUCGCAGUAUCCGAAUCCGAAAUUACAGCAACUAAAGAGAUGUUCGAACGUGAAAAACAGCAUUUAUUCAAAGAGAUAAUCAACUUGAAAGAGAAAUUAUCCAAGAAUGGAGAAACUGCUAAUGAGCUGAAUAAGAAAAUUGUAGAAUACGAAGAACGUAUCAAAGAAUUGAAAAGUGAUCUUGAAUCUCGUACCGCCGAAGCCUUAAAAGAAUUGAAAAUUCGCCAAAAUAUUGAAAACCGAGUUAAAGAGCAGCAAAAACAAAUCGAAAUCAAAGAGAAAGAGACCGAAAACCUCGAAUAUCAAUAUCAAAAUGCUCGAGAACAAGUUAAACUUUUAGAAAGCACCGCGAAUGAACAAAAGCUAACAAAUGAACUACUUUCUCAAAAUAAUGCCCAUUUAUCACAAAAAAUCCUCAAAUUACAAACCGAUUACAAUUCGCAAACGACAAUGCUGGAAGAUUUAAUGCAAAAUUGUUCCUCGCUGACGAAUCAAACUAAAAUUUACGAAGAAAACACCAGCAAACUGCUCAGCGACUUGAAUAAAUUAACUAAAUCUAAAGAAAUACUCCAAAAAAGAAUCCAAACUUUGGAAACGCAUAAAAAAGACUUACAAAACGAUAAAGAAAAAUUCAUCGUUAGCGUCGGCGUUUUGGAAAAAGAAUUGGAAAAUUUGCGUAAAAUGUGCGACAGUGAGAAAAGAAACGUAGAAGAUUUAAAACGCGAGAAAGAACUAUUAUUUAAAAAUUUUCAACGUAUCAACGCAACAAGUGACGAACAAAGUAGAAUACUUAAAAUUGAAGUCCGAAUGAAAGAUCAACUAGAAACUGAAGUUGAUCAGUUGAAUAGAGAAAUCGUUAAAUUGAAUGAUACAAUAACUGAUAUGGAUAAAGAAAGGGACCGAUUGAAAAUAAAAAAUUCGGAACUUCAAAAUAAAAUAGAUGAAUUAAAGGAGAAAUUGGACGAAAAAGAAUCCGAAUUAUUGGAAACCAAAAAGCAGUUGAACGAAAUAUCUGUCAAUUAUAAACAUCAGAGCGGUUUGUUGGAAAAUACACGUAAUGAUAAAAACAUGUAUGCUCAUGGAUUGACUCAAACCAAAGAACAAGUUUCCGAAUUAAAGCAGACGAUAAAAGUACUAAAAGCUCAAAUUGAAGAAGAAAAAGAUACGGUAAAUGUGAAAGAAAAUGAACUUCUAAAAGAAAAAUCAGUUCUACAGAAACUGGAACAAGACAAAGAGAAAUUAUACGGCGAAUUAGCCUAUUACAAAGACACCAUAAAAUUGAACAACGAAACCAUAAACGAACUCCAAGAUACUGAAAAAAAUUUACGAAGCAUCAUCCAGAAAAUGGAUGCAGAACUGCAGAAGAAAGAUAAGCAAAUACAACAAACCAUAAGUGAACAUAAACUAGCAGCCACCCAGUUACUUCAGAAAAACGAAGAAAUAGCUCAGCUAAAUGCAAAAAUAAAGCUAUGGGAAACUACGAUGGAAAAACAAGAAUACGAAUGUAAGCAACAUUUAGAAGAAAUAGACACAUUGACUUCGGAAAUCAGACAUUUAAAAACCGAUAAAGCUGCCUUGAAUCGAAACCUAUCCACGGUAGUGAGCCUUAGAUCGGAAGUAUUCGCCCUAGAACGAGAAUUGACCAAACAAAAAGUCAAAUGUCGAGCGUUAGAAGAAGAAUUGCAAAAUCCGUUGAAUAUUCAUAGAUGGAGAAAAUUAGAAGGGACUGAUCCGAACGCAUUUGAACUAGUCACUAAAAUUCAACUACUUCAAAAACGAGUGCUGACUAAAUCAGAAUUAGCUGCUGAAAAGGAACAACAGCUCAAGGAACUGGAAACCUUGUACCAGAAUUUGAAAAAUAUCACCGCCAAAGUAUCUCCUACUGAAAUCACCAAUAAACUGUAUUUUCUGAAGAAGGAAUGUGAAGUCAAAAGUCGUAAAAUCAAGAAUUUAAUCAUUCAAAUGAGCAUGUACGAAUCUCACUCGAUCGAAUGUAAAAUGGAGCUAGAAAGGAAGAACAAAGAAUUGGAAGAUAUAAAAAAAGAUUACUUCAAGCAAAAACAGAAAUUGUACAAGCUGAGGAAUAAAUUAACGAAGGGAUCGAGUCAGUCGAGCAAUGAGAAUGUAAAAGUGGCUGCUCUAGGAGGAGGAUUUUCAGCCGAAUGUGCGCCUCUUCCUGUCAUAAAGAUUAAUGAUCAGUAAAAUUAUUAGAAUAUAACCUGUCAAAUGGAACCGGGAUUUCAAAUCAAACUAUAGGUACCAAAUUAUUGAAAAAUAUGGAUAUGGAUUCUACCACUUACCAGUAUAUCCGAGGAUGUAUUUAUUACGUUGAGCGAAAUCUAUCUUUGGUAAUUGAUAAGAAGCAUCGGCGAUCUUCGGACAACCGCGUAUGACACCAUUUCUUCUCAAAUUCUAAGCAGGACAAUAAAAUUACACAUUUUAAUACGGUUCUCAAUAAACAGUACCUACUUAUUUAGAUAGAAUUGUAAUUUGUUUCGAUGUGAAAUAUUUCAUUUUUUCAACUCA